Messenger RNA from Cuscuta epithymum, 6248 nucleotides. Lineage: Eukaryota; Viridiplantae; Streptophyta; Magnoliopsida; Solanales; Convolvulaceae. The record is from the annotation of a GenBank genome assembly.
GCUUAGAACACAUAAGAUCAGAUGUGAAUGCUUACUCUCUUUGGUCAUGGCCAUGGAUGUAACAAGUGUGAUCAGUAGGAGCAUCCUUUUGACACCAAAACCCAUUUUCAGCUUGAUGAUGAUACCAGACUCUUGAGUAAAAUUAAAGGCAAUUGAGGAAAGGUGAGACUGUGAGAGUAGAGAAGUUAGUAAACUAGUGCUGUGAGUAGAGUGGAGAUGGAUAUGAAGUUAGGCUGCACUUAUAUAUACAGUAUAGAUGAAGAAUGUAAACUUCACUUUAUGUUUAUUUCAAUGGAAAGUUGAGUGGAGUAAUAAUUACUCGGUACUAGGUAGUUAAUGUCCUACUAGGGCAAGGAUGGAUAGGAGCAGGGGGAGGUGGGGGGCUCACUGAAAUUAAAUAAGGUUUCCCAAAAUAAAACGUGUCAGGCUUACAAUUCCAUGCAUGCACCGAUGAACUUUAAUUUCUUAUUAUAGACGAAGUAAUAAAUGAUAGGGAGUAAAACAAUUAUUUAUCCUACAACUAAAAGAAAUGCGUAGUAAGAAAUUAUUCUUAGCAUCAUUAAUUAUAAUUAUAAUAUAUACUUCCUAUGUUCUUUUUAAUUCUAAUUGCAUUGGUCCACUUAUUACGUUUAAUAUGCCAAAACACAAAUUUGAUCAUUAAUGUUUUUCAUUCCUUAUUAAUACAAAAUUAAUGCAAAAUUUGGCCUUUGACACUUCUUGUGUGUUGGAGAGAGAUUUAUUGGAAAAUUCAGUUCAAGUAUUUUUAUGCAUGGUCCUUAAACUUUUAUAAAUAAAUGUUUCGUAUUGUCAAAAUGGUGUUAGAGAACUUUUCAAUUUUUGUAGCAGUUUUAAAAAAUUGGAUGAAUGAUGUUGGAAAGUUUUUGUGAUUCUCCGAAACCCCUCAAAUGCUCAAAAUGGGUGAGGUUGAUGAAUAACUAACUAAAUGAUAAUUUAUGCUCAAUUUAAAAUCAAUAUAUCAAUCUGAGUUUGUCAUAUCUUGGAAGCAAUUUUGAUUAUAAUUCAUUGGGAAAAGGUGCAAAUAGGCCCAUGUACUAACCAAAAAAAGUCAAAUAAGCCCUUAUUUAGGAGACUCUGUCUGACCGUCGUCAUUUGGGGUGGUUCCCGGUGGAAUUUUUUGAUGAAGUUUUUUGAACAUCUUAUUCAUCAAGUCUAGUUUACUCAUACCAAAAUUCAGCUAAAAUUUCAAUCGGGAAGACAUUGAAAUGAAUUCUUGAAGAUAACUGUGUCAAUCGGGAAGGCAUAUCAAUGUUUGUGUGAUUCAACAAUGUUAAUCUCGAUUUCAGAAGUUGUCUGUAGCUAAUUUUUGGCAAUCUUCUUGACGAUUUUAGAAAUUUGGUACUGUUCAUUUUCAAAUUUUCUGUCGGCUCUAUCGGAUUUGUUUGACCUUGAGUGCUGAUUUAUGCCAUUUCGAAGCUUUGCCAAUGGUUUUUUAUUUCCUAAUCUCACUUUUCAUAUGAUUUAUAUUCAGAUUAUGUUUACAAAUUAUGUGUACGACCAUUGAAUACCCGUUUAACAAUACCCACCCAUGUCACUAUGUGACCAUGUGCUAUUCCCAUCUAUGGAUGUUUAUUUGCAUACCAUUCCAUGAUCUAAUUAAAGUGGAUCAUGGACGUUUGUUCCCAUACCAUUCUAUGCCGUUUCUAUGCCGUUUGUUUAUUAUAUACUACGUACAUAGAUCUGUAUUAAAUUAUAUUCCGUUUUUUGUACUUAUUUUUUUAUCAUAAGUAAGUCAAGUAUGGUACACAUAAUUCUCACUCGAUGUAUGAAAUUCAAAUAAGUCUAAUGUUCACACUUACACAUUUGUAAUUUGUCCCAGACUAGAGCAGACCAGACCAGACUUGGAUAGUUAUAAAAAUACAAAGAAACCAGACCUUACCAGACCAUAUCAGACCAGUUCAGACCAGACCAGACUAGACCAGACCAGACCAGCAAAUUACAGUCCAAGUAAAAACAUCCAUAAUGACAAAUGGAAGCUGACCUAAAUAAGACACGAUUAUACAUCUUACGUGUUAAUUAUGAGAUUGUUAUUCAUUUUACUAGUAAAUCACCCGUGCGAUGCACGGUCGGAGAAUUUCUAUCCCAUUUUACCUUCCUUCGAAAUAAUUUCAAAACAAUCGCCAUAAAAGAUCUAUUGACAAAAAUAUAGGUGCACAACAACUUUCUCACAACUCUAGUAAAAUUUCACCAAGUUUGUCAAAUUUCACCACGGUUGGUGAAAUUUUAUUUGUAAAAUUUCAGUCAAAUUAGACAUAAAAAUAAAUUUGUACUUUUAAUUGAAUAGUUUAGAAUUAUAUAUUAAUACAGUUUGACAUAACAUGAAAUAUACUCCCUUCGUCUCGUAGAAACAUUUUCAGUUCCUGUUUGGGACGCCCCGUAUAAAGGUUCUUAUUUUUAUUUAAAAAGAAACAAUCAUAAAUGACAUGUUAAUCACUAAAUAUUAAAAAUAAUAUUGAUAAAUUUGAUAAAUGUUCCCCAACAUUUAUCACACCUAAAAUAGGUGGUUCUCGGGAUUAAAGAAAUCACAGUUAUUUGGUAAAUUAUUUUAAUAAAUAAGUAAUAAGGUUAUACGAAUUGCACUGGUUUAAUGAAUUGUCUGGCUAAACAGGCAAAUCAGGGGGUGCAAAUAUGUGGAAAGGGUAACUAUAUUUGGCACCUUGUGAGCAUGGUCAUUGCCUAACCAAGUUCCAAGGGCCUUGCAUAUUAACAGGCUUUUCAUUAUUAGUGUAUUGCUGAUAUAGUCUGGAAUAAAUACUACGGAAGUGCGCAAUAAAAAUAUUUAGUUUUGAAGAAGUCAUUGUAGGAGUGACCCUUAGAAUUCCCAAUAAUACAUAUAGAAGAGCAAUUCUCGAAAUGACUUUUUAAAUUCCAAGUGUGUUGAAAAAAUGUGUGAAAAUUGCAUUAAAUGGCUAUUUUGGGGCAAUUUUUUGAGUGAGGUCCACUUCCGAUUUGGGUCGGGUCAAAGUGGUUUCGGAUUAUCCUUGUUAAGGGCUACAAUUCGAUAUAUGGUACGCUCAAAACGGAUAACGGGUGAAUGAGAAAUCGUUUUUCGAAGUUUACCCGUUAGAAGGGAAAAAGGAUGGGUUUCUACUGUGUUAAUUUCCCACACCGGAAAACCCAAGGGAUUUGCUACCCUUUAUAAAGGGACUCCCCCCUUAUGGAGUUAAGAUUCUUAAGGGUAAAGGCUCUCUCCACGCGCGCAGGGGGGGUGCAAAUCAAAUCCCGAAUUCGGAGAAGAAAAACCGCGACUUGCGUGCGCAGGCGACCUGCGGACACGAAUGUCGUCCAAAAAUCCUCAAGAGAUACGGCUAAGGAGCUAUGGAAUGCUUUGGACCACAAAUAUAAAAGCGAGGAUGCCGGCGCAAAGAAAUUUGUUGUUGGUCGAUUCCUUGAUUUUAAAAUAGUGGAUUCGAAGACGGUCUUGAGUCAAGUUGAGGAGAUGCAAAUGAUCUUCAACGAAAUUCGAGAUGAAGGAAUGACAGUUAGUGAGUCGUUCCAAGUGGCGUCAAUUAUUCAUUUAUUGCCGCCGGCUUGGAAGGAUUUCAAGAACUACCUUAAGCAUAAGCGAAAGGAAAUGAACUUGGAACAACUGAUCCUCCGUCUGCGGAUUGAAGAGGAUAACCGGAAGAAUGAUGGGAAACUCCCAAUUGUUCAUGGCGUCAAGGCCAAUGUGGUGGAGCAUGCAAAAAGCUCCAAAAAUAAAAAUAAUGGGAAGAGCAAGCUCGGUCCCAAGGGAGGCGUUUCCAAGACAAAGUUCAAUGGAAAAUGCUUCAAUUGCAAUAAAAAUGGACACAAGUCCCUGGAUUGCAAGGCACCAAAGAGAAAGAAAGAUUCUCACGUCAACUUGGUGCAAGGUGGGCAAAAGGAUGAAGACAUCAUCCUAGCGGCCGUGGUGACGGAAGUCAACCUCGUUGGAUCCAAUUCCAAGGAGUGGUUUGUGGACACCGGUGCUACCCGGAAUAUUUGCUCAAACCGGGAGUUAUUCUCUACUUUUGAGCCAUCAUACUUAAAACUGCUCUGCUCCUUCAAAGAGAAGAAACAGAAGUUACAGUAUUUUGGUGAAAGUGCAGAAGUGAUUCUUGUGAUCUAAUUUACUCCUAGGAUCAGUUUUUUAGAAGCUGGGGUAUGCUAGCUUCUGGAAACUGAUUUUGCUUCUGCUUUAAAAAAGAAACAAAAACAGAAUCAAACACCCCCUAAGUACUACUUAAAAGAUUAAAAACAUCUAACAAAUACAUUGAAACCAUAGCAUUGUAAAUAUGCAUUGACAUCACAAUACUAAAGCAUUACUUUCGGGUACUUAUUAUUACCCUUCAUCCUUGCUGUGAACAUAUUGUCCUUAACUGAACAUGCCCGAAUCACUGAAUCGAGAGACUGAUCAUCGCAAAAGACAACACUUUGUUCUUCCGGCAUAUGGAAGCUCAAAGGUUCAACUGUCGGGGUCUUGUAUUGAAUUUCAAACCCAAAUAUGCGCCAAGCAGCCUCGCACGCAGAAACAUAUCUACAGUCAUAGUACAUCUGUAUCUUAUCGACUGAUCGUGCAUCGCACGGUUAACAUUUGAAGUUGUUAAUAAGAAUGCUUAAGAAUCAACACAUUUUAGAAAUCGGACAUAGAGAGAUGCAAAUCCUAAAGAAAUCUAUACAGUGGCUGAGCCGAUCUUAUCCAUUUGUUUAAUCCCAAAAGCUCACACGUAGGGGCCCCAUUUUUGGAGAUUUUGCACAAAAAACCCUCGGGAACCCAUUCGUUUUUUAAGCCCAAAAUUGUUUUGCUUUUAUAUUAUAAUAGAUAAUAGAUAUUGACUCUUAAGGCCCAUAAAAUAAAAUAAAAAGUUAUCCAACAGACUCAAUUUUUUUUAUAUUUUCAAUUGAAUUGACCAAGCCUCUAUUUGCAAGAGCUUAAAAAACGUUUCUCGACUUUUGACUUAAAAAGUUAAAAUUGGUAUUUUCAGAUGACAAUUUCCACUUAAAAAAGCAUUUCUUGGUUUUUGACUGAAAAGUAUUUUUACUAUUUUUAUUAUACAAAAAGCACAUAUUUUACCAAACAUGACCCAGCUUUACUUUUCAAAUUCACGUUCUUCUCAAACACAACUUUUACUACUAAUCAUAUUAUCCAAAAUCACUUUUAAAAAGAGCUUUUUUUAAAAAAAAAAAAAAGGAAAAAGCAUUAGGAAAUAGAGAAAGCCACCAUAUACUUGCUCCGCAUAUACUUCACUAAACCAAAAGCCACUUUUUUGUACGUCGGAUCUAGAUUGCUCAUUUUCUAUCCAGAUCUCAUCUCUAGAUUUGAGGAUAAAAUAUGGCUUUGAUCUGCUUUAGGUCUCCGGUGUCUUCCCCGAAGAAAGCGUCGACUCCAGUUGUAUGCCCGGCUGCUACGCCGUCUUCUUCAUAUGCGACACCUCCCUCCGCAACUCCUCCUACUCUGUCCCCUCCAGUCACCACAAUCCAGUGAUCCACUCCUCCGUCCCUGCUGCUCCCACCAACUCUCACCCAAAAAUCCACCCACCGGUGUAGCUUCUCCUACUCUUAGGUUUGCCGCCUCUAUUCCGCCAGAGUCGUAUUUCUGAGCCAACCACAAAACACAUUCACCGCCUGUUCAUAGUGAAGCCUUCUGAUCUACAGCGCCGAACACAGAAGAUCGAACUCAAACUGGUCAGUUCAUCAAGUGGUGUUGUACACCAACGACGACUGCGAAAAAUCAUACAUCUAUUUCAACAGUGAUGAAGAGACUAGAGACCACAAUUCAAUCAUUUUUGGAGAAAAAUUCUACAAUUUGCUGUGGGAGUUUGCUAUGGGAGCUGCAGCGAGCAAGUGUGAUGCAUCCCAGUCGAUAGAACUGUGCUUUUAUACCCAAAAUUUUCAUUCAAAAAAAUUGGUUACCUAAAAACAUGCAUGGGUGAAGUACACGCAUAAGAUUUAUCAAGAUACUGAAUGAGUGAAGUACACGCAUAAGAUUUAUCAAGAUACUGCACUUUGUGAGCAUGGCAUGGGCUCUUAAAUAUUUACUCCAUAUCAAUCUAUUUGUAUUUUUAUAUUCAUUUUAAGGCCCGUGUGACCUGCCAAAUCCCCCCCUCAAGAUGUGUGUAAUCAACAAUAAUGUACAUAUUACCUUUAAGCAUGUGAAUGUGUUAAUCCAUACAUUGAUACAUAUCUAUAUCACUGUAUUCCCCACUUGUCCACUUGGCACUUGUCUACCCUUCACGCAUAAAUCAUUAAGAAUAUAUCUUUAUCUUGAA